UUUAUUUUUUUCAUGUCGCCUGAAUUUUAUUAAUGGCUAUUUUCCUUUUAUUUUUUUUUUUUUUAAAUUAUGGAAUCUCAAAAAUAUAAUAAAAUCGCUAUUGUUACAGGCGCCAAUAGUGGUGUUGGUUUUGGUAUCUGUCAACGAUUAUUAGAAACAGAAGGGGAGUCGUUAACUUUGAUUAUGGCAUGUCGAAAUGCUUCAAGAGCAGAAAAGGCAAGACAGUUACUUUUAGACCAAUUUCCUUUUGGACACAUUGAUAUUGAAUUAGUUGACAUUGGCAGUAUUCAAAGUGUCUUGGACUUUUGUAUAAAUAUUAUCAACAAAUAUCCUCAUGUCAAUUAUUUGUUUUGUAAUGCAGGCAUUUUAAGUGCACUUGGCAUUAAUUGGAAACGUACCUUUUAUUUACUAUUGACAGAUCCUGUGGGACUUUUGGAACGUUCUGAUGCAACUAUUCAAAAUACAGGUGAAAUGAAUAAAGACGGUAUGGGCAAAGUCUUUGCUUGUAACGUAUUUGGCCAUUAUGUUAUGAUGCGUGAAUUAGAAAAAUUAUUAUCGAAUUCAGGUGACGGGCGUGUUAUUUGGACGAGCUCGAUCACAGCAUAUAGCAACUGUUUUGAUAUUCAUGACUGGCAAGGUAUAGAAAGUAAGGAGCCAUAUGAAUCUUCAAAAUGGGCAUGUGAUCUCGUAUCUAUUGUUUCUAGUGAACGAUUUAAAAGAGAAAAUAAUCAUAUCGCAUCCUUUACAACAUCUCCUGGUGUAGUUGCGAGUCAUAUUGGUGAAUUACCUAUGUGGAUUACAAAGGCAAGAAUUAUACUUCAUUAUCUGUUUCGUUUAUUUGGAGUCAAUUCACAAACAAUUACACCCUAUAAUGGCGCUAUAGCGGACGUUUAUACAGCACUUGAACCUUUAUCUAAAUUAAAUUAUAUGAUGCGAUAUUGUUCGUCAACAAGUAGAUGGGGUAAUGCCUAUGUAACAAAGUAUCCCAUUAUGGAUUAUGAUCGUGUUACUGGCGAGAAAUUAGUAGAGAAAUGUGAAUUAGCUUAUCAAGCGUUUAAGAAGACAGCGCAAUCAAAGCUAGAAUAAUUAUCAGCCGUUCAGAUUGAUUACGUAAUAAAUAUGUUAAUUUUUGCUCUCCUUUUUUUUUUAUUUAUUUAUUUUC
Cokeromyces recurvatus is the source of this 1162-nucleotide messenger RNA. RefSeq lists its product as uncharacterized. Gene Ontology annotation, molecular function: 3-beta-hydroxysteroid 3-dehydrogenase (NADP+) activity. Gene Ontology annotation, cellular component: mitochondrial outer membrane; endoplasmic reticulum membrane; lipid droplet. Lineage: Eukaryota; Fungi; Mucoromycota; Mucoromycetes; Mucorales; Mucoraceae. The record is from RefSeq and is a predicted model, not a curated record. Bases 70 to 1086 code for a protein of 338 amino acids. The transcript has 5 exons.